CUAACGAUGCAUACGUGGUUUGGGAAAAAAGAGGGGAUCCCCGGCUCCUCGCUUCGGCAAGGCCACGCUCUGCUGCGCACCCCAAAUUUUUUUUCGCCUGGUUAGGGUUUCCGCCGGCGGCGAUGGGCGCCCUCACCGAAAGCCGCAAGCGCGUCUCCGCCGACCACCGCCUCCUCCCCUCCUUCCCUUCCUCCGCUCCAUCUCCCUCCAAGAAGCCCAAGCUCGCACCCCUUCUCCCCACCGCCCCUCCUCUGCCUCUCCACUCGUCUUCUCACGUCCCCUCGUCGACCUCCUCGGCUGCGCCGGGUCCCAUUUCGUCAACCGCCUCCGCCUCCACCUCCUCCUCAUUUUCCUCGUUGCGCCCCAGCCGCCGCCGCCUUCCCCCGCGACCGCCGGUCCAGCGCCCCAUCCAUGGGCCCAAGCGCGUCAUCCGUGCCUUCGGCCUCGGAAAUACCCGCUCCAACUCCGAUCCAUCGUCUUGUUCUCAGUCCCCGCCACCACAACCUCUCGGCCUCGACCAGUACGUCGACCUUGUCAAUAGUGUCACUCACCCCCCGCCGCCUACUCCCCUCGCCUAUGUGCCGAGAGGCGCGAAAGCUACCGUUGAGGUGGUCGCCGUCGAUGACCUUGGAGAUAUAAAGCAGGACGAAGAGGAGCGAGACGAGGUGAAGGGUGAGGUCGUAGUGAGGAAGGUGACUCUGUACAAGGAUCUGUAUGAGGCGUCCAGCCGGCAGCGCGACGAUAGGCUCAGGAUACUUGAGUUUGAGGUGUGUCUUGCCGAGAAGGGCCGACUUGGAUUUGAGCCGCUCCCCAAGGUCCGUCCGCAAAUCACGCCCAACAAAAAGGAGGUGCCGGAACCUUUUGUUCCUCUAACGGCUGAGGAUGAGGACAGUGUUCGGCAUGCUCUUGGUGGCAAGAAUAGACGUGAGAUUCUAUCGGAGCAUAAAGCUUCAAAUAUUGUCAUAACAAGAGAGAUCUUGCAGUGCUUGAACGAUAAACACUGGCUAAAUGAUGAGGUCAUAAAUUUGUAUCUUGAGCUUCUGAAAGAGCGUGAACUGAGAGAGCCUACCAAGUUUCUAAAAUGCCACUUCUUCAACACUUUUUUCUACAAGAAGCUGAUUAAUGGUGGGUAUGAUUAUAAAGCCGUGUGGAGAUGGACAAUGAAACGGAAGUUAGGGUACAACCUAAUUGACUGCGAUAAGAUUUUUGUUCCCAUACACAAGGAAGUGCAUUGGUGUUUAGCUGUCAUCAACAUAAGGGACAAAAAGUUUCAGUAUCUGGAUUCACUUGGCAGCAUGGACAUGAACGCCCUGAAAAUCCUAGCCAGAUAUCUUGUAGAUGAGGUUAAAGACAAGAUUGGCAAACAUAUUGAUGUUCUUUCAUGGAAGCAUGAAGGAGUCCAAAAUCUUCCUCUGCAGGAGAAUGGAUGGGAUUGCGGCAUGUUCAUGCUCAAAUACAUUGACUUCUACAGCAGAGAUAUGGGCCUUACUUUUGGGCAGAAACACAUGCCUUAUUUUCGUCGGAGGACUGCCAAGGAAAUAUUGGAUUUGAGGGCUGGAUAAAUAAGAGGCGCAUCAUAGGUAAACAAAAGGAUUGUGCAAGUGUAUGUAAGUAAUAGAAUGCAGCUAUGCCUUCCCUGGAGUACCAAAUGCAAAGGAUUUCCGAGGCACAGGUGUUCAAACCAGUCAUCUUGCAAGGACCAAGCCUUCAGAAUAGCUUCCAUGAAUUGCAAUUGGCUGCCACAGCGGAUGUUCUUGGUGCAGGAAGCCACCGGCUGACGGAAGGGCGGUGCAAUCGUGGUUUAUGUCUGUCCGUUAGACUGCAGAGCCACUGAGAGUUGAAAGGAGGGUAUGGUUGGAACUCGUAUUUAAUGACUGGUUACAGACUUUGAGCAGUAUGCUAUAUAAUUUUAGCGCGAUUUAAGUUUGUUGUUGGCA
Molecule: messenger RNA, 1937 nt
Organism: Hordeum vulgare subsp. vulgare (domesticated barley)
Lineage: Eukaryota; Viridiplantae; Streptophyta; Magnoliopsida; Poales; Poaceae
Product: ubiquitin-like-specific protease ESD4
Exons: 9
Coding region: 123-1562 (479 amino acids)
Biological process (GO): protein desumoylation
Cellular component (GO): nucleus
Molecular function (GO): deSUMOylase activity
Source: RefSeq, a predicted model, not a curated record